AUGGCUUCAUUAUAUUCUUUUAGUGCCUCAUCUGCAAGUUCUGACUCGGAAAAUGAAAUGAGAGACAUGCAAUUUAAUAUCAAUACAAUGGAUUUUAAUAAAACACAUUUUUCAUUAAAAAAUUCAUCAGAUUUAAGUUCAUCAUGUCAAACUUCAAACAAUUCAUUAAGCUAUUUUAAAAAACUUAAAAGAAAAAAUGAACCAGAAACCCGACUUAAAAAUAAGUCUAUUAUUUCACCAUAUUCAUUACUAAGACCAUUAAAAAUCGAUAAUAAUUUACAUGAUUCAAAAACCAAAACAAAUUAUAUUAAUAAAAAAGAAGACUUUAUUAAGAAACAAACUGAACACUUAAAUCAUAUUAAUUUAAACAAAGAAUUUUCGACAUAUACAAUGGAAUCUUCAUCUAGCUCUGCAGAUUCUCUUAACAUGAAACAUUUAACACAGAUCUCAAAAAUUAAAAAAAUCAAGAAUUCUUCUGGGAGUUUGGAAACUCACAAAAAUAAAUUCUAUACAAAAAGGAAAAUAUCAAAUAUUAAUAAUUUAAACAUCAACAAAGAAAAUAUUAAACCAAUAGAAUUUUCAACAUCUUUGGAUUCCAUUGAAUUUUCAGAUGUAAACACUCAUUUUUCAAGUUCUCAAAAUACAGACCUUUAUACUAAUACACUUAAAUUAGAUGAUAUUUUUUUAGAUUGUAGUCUGUCUGGUGACGACUUGAUUAAAAAUGAUAAUUAUGAUAAAAAUAGUGAGAAAUAUUAUCCGCUACCAAAUACUGGUAGUUUGUUUAUUCAAACAAAAACGUCAAAUCUUGUGUCACCUCUAAAACCUACACAAAAUAAUAUUAGUUUAGGAAUAGAUGUUGAUAAACCAUUAUCACCACCAUCAACAGAUAUUUUUAAUAACCUAUCAGAUUUAAAUAACCUAAUGAUUGAUGAUGAAAAAAAUACUGGUUUUUCAAAACCUGUUUCACCCCUAAAACCUUUACAAAUGAAUAUUAGUUUUGAUAUUAAUGACAAUGAACCACUGUCCCAAAAAUUAACAGAUUUUAAUUACCAAUCGGAUCUAAAUGAUUUAAUGAGUGAUGAGAGUACUGAAGAUAUACAAAAUCAUAAUGCUGAUAUUUUAAAACCGUUAUCGUUUGCAAAACCUUUACAAAUGAAUAUUAGUUCUGAUAUUGAUGACAAUGAACCACUAUCCCAAAAAUCAACAGAUUUUAUUUUCCAAUCAGAUCUAAAUGAUUUAAUGAGUGAUGAGAGCACUGAAGAUAUACAAAAUCAAAAUUCUGGUAUUCUGAAACCAUUAUCAUUUGCAAAGUCUUUACAAAUGAAUACUGGUUUUGAAAUUAAUAAUGAUGAAAUACUAUCCCAAAAAUCAACAGAUUUUAUUUUCCAAUCAAAUCUAAAUGAUUUAAUGAGUAAUGACAAGACAGAUGAAGAACAAAAUAAAAAUGUCAUUGAAAUUAAAGAGCAAGAACAUAUUAUUAUAUUAAACAAUGAGCAUUCUGAUAUUAACAAAUUAAAAUCAUUUUCACGUAAAGUCAACUUAAAUGAACCAAAAUUAACUUCAAUUUAUAAUUCUAAGUCAAACAUAGAAAAUAUUAAUCAUGAAUACAAUAAUAGUAGUUUAAAAAAUAAAAUAAAAAAUUCUCAGAUUGGUCCUAAAUCAAAGAAUAAAGAAUUUAAAAAGCAAAACAAAUCUAAAUGUUUCCGAGAAUUUGACUUAAAUGAACCAGAACCAUUAACAUCAAAUUAUUUUUUAUCAAAUACAAAAAGUAUUGAUUCAACACUUAAGUAUCAUCAAUUUAAUAAAAAUUCAAAAAAUGAAAUACAAUAUACUCAAAUUGAUUUUGAAUCACAGAAUAAAGCAAGCAAAAAACCAAACAAAUCAGAAUGUUUUCAUGAAGAUUAUUUAAAUGAAUCAAAAUUAUCAAUAUCAAAUUAUUCUAAAUCAAACGCAGAAAGUAUUCUUCGUAUUAUUGAUUCGACAUCUAAAUGUCAUCAAUAUAAUAAUAAAUUGCAAAAUAAAAUUAAAAACACUACUCAGAUUAAAUCUGAACCAAAGAAAAAAAAGUGUAAAAAAUCCAAGCUUUUAAAUGAACCAGAACUAUUAACAUCAAAUUAUUUUAAUUCAAACACAGAAAGUAUUGACUCAACAUCUAAUUGCCAUCAAUAUAAUAGUGUAUCAAAAUUAAAAAUAAAAAAUAUUCAGAUUGAUAUUGAGCCAAAUAAUAACAAAAAUAUAGAACAAAAUAAAACAAAACAUUCACACAAAACAACAAAUACAACAGAUAUUUUACCAAAUAAAAAACCAUCCAGUACAAAAAUUAUUAAAAAAAAUUGUUCUGCAAUUAAUACAUCAGAAGAUAUUGGACUCGAAUAUGAUACAAGUAAAGAUGAUUACAUGAUCGAGUUGCCUAAUGGUACUGUAAUCCCUGCAUUUUUGUCAACAUUAAAACCUAAAUAUGGAAAAAAACUUUGUGCUUGUGGAAUUCCUACUUCUGAGACCCCUAAUUAUUGGAGUGAAUCUUUUCAUGAAUCUUUACAUCAAAAUAUUUAUAAAUUACGUUUUAAAGGUAAUGUAUCUGAUAAUAAUACAAUCAAUGUGAAACAAAAUAAUCUAUUCUAUAAAAUAUUAAUUUUGGAUACAGAACAUUAUAAUGAUAGUGAUAUAAAAAAAUCCAUUAAAGAAGUUAAUGAAUUUGUAUGUUUGGAGUAUGGUAUUUUUAAAACUGGUAUUCUAUCGUAUAAGAAUUAUACAUAUUUAGCUGUAUUGCCUAAUCUUAAGGUUAUAGGAUACUUAGAAGUUGAGCCUAUACAUGAAGCAUACAAAAUUAAUAAUGAACAAGAACAACCGGUAGAAAAUAAAGUACCUGCAAAAUUUGGUGUACCAAAAAUUUGGGUUUUAGUCAAAUAUAAAAAUAAAAAUGUGGACAUUAACUUGCUAGAAACAUUUCGUAAAAAAGAACACCUUCAAAAAGAAGACUUGGCAUUUUCUCUUGGAGGAUGUCUAGGAGUUCAAUUUAUACAAGAAUACACGGGAAAUAAAAAUAUUUUAAUUUACAAACAACAAUAA
Molecule: messenger RNA, 3069 nt
Organism: Cinara cedri
Lineage: Eukaryota; Metazoa; Arthropoda; Insecta; Hemiptera; Aphididae
Source: the annotation of a GenBank genome assembly